Sus scrofa (pig) is the source of this 3602-nucleotide messenger RNA. RefSeq names its product zinc finger protein 574 (gene ZNF574). Gene Ontology annotation, biological process: regulation of transcription by RNA polymerase II. Gene Ontology annotation, cellular component: nucleus. NCBI's taxonomy places the organism in Eukaryota, Metazoa, Chordata, Mammalia, Artiodactyla, Suidae. The record is from RefSeq and is a predicted model, not a curated record. Gene Ontology annotation, molecular function: RNA polymerase II cis-regulatory region sequence-specific DNA binding; DNA-binding transcription activator activity, RNA polymerase II-specific.
GGACAGAGGGCCCACCCCCGGGCCACCCCCUCCACCACACCAUGCCACCGCCCUGCCCAGGCAGCCCUUGGGCACAGGAAAGGCUGGGAGACCUAAGGAGAAGGCCAUGGAGCUGAGGGGAGAGGGCUACAGAGCUGAAGAAAAAUGCAGAGAAACAGCAAGACAGCCAUCAAGAGCCACAGAGGUGGACCAAGGUCCACAACCCCCACAAGGACAAGGACAAGCCCAGAGGCAAGAAAGGCAUCAAGACAAGGGAGCAGACCACAGACAUAAGCUAAGGACCUCAGAGACAAGGCCAGCUCGCGGACUCAGAGCCCACAGGAAGAUGGAGAGAGGCCCAUGGGAACAGAAAGCACGCCUUGGGCACAGGGAGCGGUCCAUGGUAACAGAAAACCAUGGACAGGAGGAGAGACCCACAGACAGGGGAACAAGGCAGUAGAUCACAGAGACAGGGAGGGGGGCCAAGGAAAGUGGGAGAGGGUCCUGGAAAUGAGGGGAGGCCCACAGACACCAGGAAACCCACAAGGGUAGAAUGUGGACACUAAGGGCCCACUGAGGCAGGAGCAGCCUGCCCAUGGAGAGAAAGGAGAAGCCCCCAGAAACAGAAGUAGCCCCCAUGGAGGCGAAGGGAUGGGAGCCCAGGGUCUUGCCGCCAUCAUGACUGAGGAGUCAGAAGAAACGGUCCUGUACAUUGAGCACCGCUAUGUCUGUUCUGAGUGCAACCAGCUCUAUGGAUCCCUGGAGGAGGUGCUCAUGCAUCAGAACUCCCAUGUGCCCCAGCAGCACUUUGAGUUGGUGGGUGUGGCCGACCCUGGAGUCACUGUGGCCACAGAGGCAGCUUCUGGCACCGGCCUCUAUCAGACCCUGGUGCAGGAGAGCCAGUACCAGUGCCUGGAGUGUGGGCAGCUGUUGAUGUCACCCAGCCAGCUCCUGGAGCAUCAGGAGCUACACCUGAAGAUGAUGGCACCCCAGGAGGCAGUGCCCGCUGAGCCACCACCCAAGGCGCCCCCCCUGAGCUCCAGUACUAUCCACUAUGAGUGUGUGGAUUGCAAGGCUCUCUUUGCCAGCCAGGAGCUCUGGCUGAGCCACCGGCAGACGCACCUCCCCACUCCCACUAAGCCUCCAGCUCCAGUUGUCCUGGGGUCCCCAGUUGUCCUGGGGUCCCCUGUGGGCCAGGCCCGUGUGGCUGUGGAGCACUCGUACCGCAAGGCAGAGGAAGGUGGGGAAGGGGCAGCUGUACCCUCUGCUGCUGCCACCACCACUGAGGUGGUGACUGAGGUGGAGCUGCUUCUCUACAAGUGUUCUGAGUGUUCCCAGCUCUUCCAGCUGCCAGCUGACUUCCUGGAGCACCAGGCCACCCACUUCCCUGCUCCUGCCCCAGAGUCUGAGGAGCCUGCCUUGCAGCAGCAGGAGACUCUGACCCCAUCACCUGCAGACGUGCCUGGGUCUCAGCCUGAUCCCCUGCCGUCCUCUGACCACAGUUAUGAGCUGCGCAAUGGUGAAGCCGUCGGGCGCGAUCGCAGGGGGCGCAAGGCGCGGAGGAACAACAGUGGAGAGCCAGGCGGAGCAGCCACCCAGGAGCUCUUUUGCUCAGCCUGUGACCAGCUCUUUCUUUCCCCUCACCAGCUACAGCAGCACCUGCGGAGUCACCGAGAGGGUGUCUUUAAGUGCCCCCUGUGUAGUCGUGUCUUCCCCAGCCCUUCCAGUCUGGACCAGCACCUUGGAGACCACAGCAGUGAGUCUCACUUCCUGUGUGUGGACUGUGGCCUGGCCUUUGGCACAGAGGCCCUCCUCCUGGCCCAUCGGCGAGCCCACACCCCAAACCCUCUGCAUUCGUGUCCCUGUGGAAAGACCUUUGUCAACCUUACCAAGUUCCUUUAUCACCGGCGUACCCAUGGGGUUGGGGGUGUCCCUCUGCCCACAACACCAGUCCCACCAGAGGAGCCUGUCGUCGGCUUCCCAGAGCCAGCUCCGGCAGAGACUGGAGAGCCAGAGGCCCCAGAGCCCCCUGCUGCUGAGGAGAGCUCGGCAGGGCCCGCCACCCCAGGCACCUACCGCUGCCUCCUGUGCAGCCGUGAAUUUGGCAAGGCGUUGCAGCUGACCCGGCACCAGCGUUUUGUGCACCGACUGGAACGCCGCCAUAAGUGUGGCAUUUGUGGCAAGAUGUUCAAGAAGAAGUCUCAUGUGCGGAACCACCUGCGCACGCACACAGGUGAACGGCCCUUCCCCUGCCCAGACUGCUCCAAGCCCUUCAACUCACCUGCCAACCUGGCCCGCCACCGGCUCACGCACACAGGGGAGCGGCCCUACCGGUGUGGGGACUGCGGCAAGGCCUUCACACAGAGCUCCACGCUGAGGCAGCACCGCCUGGUGCACGCCCAGCACUUCCCCUACCGCUGCCAGGAGUGCGGCGUGCGUUUUCACCGCCCCUACCGCCUACUCAUGCACCGCUAUCACCACACGGGCGUACCCUACAAGUGUCGCGAGUGCCCCCGCUCCUUCUUGCUGCGCCGGCUGCUGGAGGUGCACCAGCUCGUGGCCCAUGCCGGGCGCCAGCCUCACCGCUGCUCCUCCUGUGGUGCUGCUUUCCCUUCCUCACUGCGGCUCCGUGAGCACCGCUGUGCGGCUGCUGCUGCCCAGGCCCCACGGCGCUUUGAGUGUGGCACCUGUGGCAAGAAAGUGGGCUCGGCUGCUCGGCUGCAGGCACAUGAGGCCGCCCAUGCAGCUGCUGGGCCUGGAGAGGUCCUGGCUAAGGAGCCCCCAGCCCCUCGGGCCCCGCGGGCUGCUCGCGCACCAGUCGCAUCCCCGACAACCCUUGGAGGCACGGCCACUGCAGCCCCUGCGGCCCCUGCCCGACGCCGGGGCCUGGAGUGCAGCGAGUGCAAGAAGCUCUUCAGCACAGAGACGUCGCUGCAGGUACACCGGCGCAUCCACACAGGCGAGCGGCCGUACCCAUGUCCAGACUGUGGCAAGGCCUUCCGCCAGAGUACCCACCUGAAGGACCACCGGCGUCUGCACACCGGGGAGCGGCCAUUUGCCUGUGAAGUGUGUGGCAAGGCCUUUGCCAUCUCUAUGCGCCUGGCAGAACAUCGCCGCAUUCACACGGGCGAACGGCCCUACUCUUGUCCCGACUGUGGCAAGAGCUACCGCUCCUUCUCCAACCUAUGGAAGCACCGCAAGACCCACCAGCAGCAGCAUCAGGCAGCUGUGCGGCAGCAGCUGGCAGAGGCAGAGGCUGCUGUCGGCCUGGCUGUGAUGGAGACUGCAGUGGAGGCUCUGCCCCUAGUGGAGGCCAUUGAGAUCUACCCGCUGGCUGAGGCUGAGGGGGUCCAGAUCAGCGGCUGACCCUGCCCUGUUUCUCUCUUCAGCACCACUAGGUCUGGUUGCUGAAGAACCUUCUCCAGCAUCCCUUAACUCCCUGUACAUACUGUGCCCCUUCUCCACCCCUCCCAACUGCCAUAUAAGUUCUGUAACUGGAUUUAUUCUCACUUCUGAGGGGGGUGCUCCGGAGUCCUUGAAAUGCAUAAAGAUGCCCCCCUCCCACCUGUUAGCACUGGUGGCCCCAGGGUGAAAGAGUCAAUAAAGACUGAGUUGGACAUUUA